Molecule: messenger RNA, 5824 nt
Organism: Pygocentrus nattereri (red-bellied piranha)
Lineage: Eukaryota; Metazoa; Chordata; Actinopteri; Characiformes; Serrasalmidae
Product: NACHT, LRR and PYD domains-containing protein 12-like
Exons: 19
Coding region: 275-4192 (1305 amino acids)
Molecular function (GO): protein binding
Source: RefSeq, a predicted model, not a curated record
UUAGAGAAUUACAUCCUUCUCAUUUCUAAAAUUAAAGAAACGUUCAGGGCAAGUGAUUAGAAACUAUUUUACCUUCACUGAGGACUCACUUGCAGGCGCCUUCUGCUGUUAAGCAGGCCUGUUUUUGGUAUAAAGCGCGGAGGAGGAAGUAGCCAGGCUUUGCACUGACUGAAACGAGUCCAGACAGGUUAAAGUGAAAGCAAAAGAGAUCAACAUGACGCAGUAAAGAAUAGAAAUAUGGUUUAUCUCUGCAAUGUAAUAUGUAGGAAGUGAUAUGAAUUCCGAAAUGAGUCUCCCAGGAGAGCACCGUGGCAAGAAAGACAAGAGUCUGAUUCAGGCAAAGAUAUCAAACUUACCUGAAUCCAGCUGCGUGUCCAGGCACAAAGAACGCUCUAUGAGCCAUCCACUGAAUCAGAAAGAUGGGGACGAUUCUGCUGAGCUCAGUCUGAUUCAGGAAAAGAGAUCAGACUCCCCUGAACCCAGCUGUGUGUCCAUGCGGACUGAACGGUCAAUGAGCCCUCCACUGAAUUACAAAGAGGUUGACCACUCUGCUGAAUUCAGUCUGAUUCAGGCAAAGAUAUCAAACUUACCUGAAUCCAGCUGCGUGUCCAGGCACAAAGAACGCUCUAUGAGCCAUCCACUGAAUCAGAAAGAUGGGGACGAUUCUGCUGAGCUCAGUCUGAUUCAGGAAAAGAGAUCAGACUCCCCCCAACCCAGCUGUGUGUCCAUGCGGACUGAACGGUCAAUGAGCCCUCCACUGAAUUACAAAGAGGGUGUUUGUUCUGCUGAAUUCAGUCUGAUUCAGGCAAAGAUAUCAAACUUACUUCAGUCCAGCUGUGUGUCCAGGCAAAAAGAACGCUCUAUGAGCCAUCCACUGAAUCAGAAAGAUGGGGACGAUUCUGCUGAGCUCAGUCUGAUUCAGGAAAAGAGAUCAGACUCCCCCCAACCCAGCUGUGUGUCCAUGCGGACUGAACGGUCAAUGAGCCCUCCACUGAAUUACAAAGAGGGUGUCUGUUCUGCUGAAUUCAGUGUAAAGCAGAGCAGGACGCAAAAGAUUGCACUGCAUGUCCAGAGGAAGAUGAAGCAGACAGACCUCUCUAACACAUUUCAGACCCAGCAUCAUACUGUUUAUCAUCAAAAACUCAAAUCUAAACUGAUAGAGGAUUGCAAAAGAAUUAAUGAAGGAAUCUCACAGCACGGAACAUCAACUUUUGUGAAUGAGAUCUACACAGACCUCUACAUCACAGAAGGAUGGAUUGGAGAGGUCAAUAAUGAACAUGAGGUGAGACAGAUUGAGACAAUGUCUAGACGACUUGCGUCGCAGGAGACACCCAUCAAAUGCAAUGACCUUUUUAAAGAUAAACCCAUAAGAACUGCACUGACAGUAGGAGUUGCUGGAAUUGGAAAAACAGUCUCUGUGCAGAAGUUCAUUCUAGACUGGACUGAAGGAAAAGCAAAUCAGGAUGUCCUCUUCAUAUUUCCACUUCCUUUUAGAGAGAUGAAUUUAAUGAAGGAGAAAAGGUUCUGUCUUAUGGAGCUUCUUCAUCACUUUUUCCCAGAAAUAAAUGAAUUACAUUCAGUUGACUGUAAUUCUUACAAAGCCCUGUUCAUUUUUGAUGGCCUGGAUGAGUGUCGCCUGCCUCUAGAUUUUCAGAACAAUGAGAGCUUGUGGGAUGUAACAGAUUCCGCUUCAGUGGAUGUACUGCUAACAAACCUCAUCAAGGGGAAUCUGCUUCCCUCUGCACUCCUCUGGAUAACGUCUAGACCAGCUGCAGCCAGUCAGAUCCCACCUGGGUGUGUUGACCAAGUAACAGAAAUACGGGGAUUCAGUGACCCUCAGAAAGAGGAAUACUUUAGGAAGAAAAUCAGUGACCAAAACCUGGCCAAUAAAAUCAUCACACACAUAAAGUCCUCAAGAAGCAUUUACAUUAUGUGCCACUUACCAGUCUUUUGUUGGCUUGCUGCUGUUGUUGUAGAGAGAGUGUUACAUGCAGCAGAACAUGGAGAGGUCCCCAAGACACUGACUCAGAUGUUCACACACUUCCUGAUCUUUCAGACCAAAUGCAAGGACCAAAAGUGUCAUGGAAACCGUGACAUUGAUCCACACCAGACUAGAAGGUGUAUUCUGGCACUGGGAAAACUGGCUUUCCAACAGCUGGAAAAAGGCAAUCUGAUCUUUUAUGAGGAAGACCUGAGAGAGUGUGGCAUUGAUCUCACAGGUGUGCCAAUGUACUCAGGAAUGUUCACCCAAAUCUUCAGGGAGGAAUUUGGGCUGCAUUUGGGGAAGGUGUUCAGCUUUGUGCACCUUAGUGUUCAGGAGUUUCUGGCUGCUUUAUUUGCCUUUUUAUCCUUCACAAGCAGAGAUGUAACAAAGCAACACUUAACCACUGAUCUUUCUGAUAUUUUCACAAAGUCAGAAAUGUCAGACUUCCUGAAAUAUGCGGUGGACAAGGCCUUACAGAGUGAGAAUGGACACCUUGACCUUUUCCUCCGUUUCCUUCUGGGCCUCUCAUUGGAGCCCAAUCAGGCUCUCUUAAAAGACUUACUGAAACACACAGGAAGCAGCACCCACAGUAAAGAGGAAAUAAUCAAGUAUAUAAAGGAGAAGAUCAGAGAGAAUCCCUCAGCAGAGAAAUCCAUCAGUUUAUUUCAUUGUCUGAAUGAACUGAAUGAUCAUUCGCUUGUGCAGGAAGUCCAAACAUACCUUAACACAGAAGGUUACUUUCGUCUCAGUGGAGCCAGGCUCUCUAUGGCUCAGUGGUCAGCUCUGGUGUUUGUGUUGCUGAACUCAGAAGAUGAGCUGGAUGAGUUUAAUCUUCGUAAAUAUGACACAUCAGAGGAAGCUCUUGUCAGGCUGCUGCCAGUGGUCAAAGCAUCCAGAAAUGUUGUACUACGUGUGUGUGAUUUAACGGAGAAAAGCUGUGCAAUUCUGGCUUCAGCUCUCAGCUCAAAUUCCUCAAAUCUGAGAGAGUUGAAUCUGAAUAGCAAUGAACUGGGGGAUUCAGGAGCAAAGCUGCUCUCUGCUGGACUGGAGAAUGCAUAUUGUAAACUGGAGACACUCAGGCUGUGUAACUGCAAUAUUAGAGAGGAAGGCUGUGCUGCUCUGGCCUCAGCUCUAAAAGCAAAUCCUUCUCAUCUAAGAAAGCUGAAUUUGAAUUUGAACAAUCCAGGAAAGUCAGGAGUGAAGCUGCUAUCUGAAUUACUCAGGGAUCCACGCUGUAAAAUGGAGAACCUACAGUUGUCUAACUGUAAUCUCACAGAGGAGAGCUGCGUAGAUCUGGCUUCUGCUUUCAACUCAAACUCUUCAAGUUUGAGAGAGCUAGACCUAAGUUACAAUGAACUACUGCAAGAUUCAGGAAUGAAGCUGCUUUCUGUGGGAUUGGAAAAUCAACAAUGUAGACUGGCAUCACUGGGGUUAUGUAGCUGCAGUAUUACAAACGAAGGCUGUGCUGCUCUGGCUUCAGCUCUGAAAUCAAAUCCCUCCCACCUUAAAGAGUUAAAUCUAAAUCACAACGAACUAGGAGACUCUGGAGUGAAGCUGCUUUCAGAUUUUCUGGAGGAUUCCCAUUGUGUGCUGAAGAAACUACAGUUGUGUAAUUGUAAACUCACAGAGAAAAGUUGUGCAGUAUUGGCCUCAGCUCUCAGCUCAAAGCCCUCAAGUUUGAAAGACCUGGAUUUGAGUAACAAUGAACUUUACAAUUCAGGAGUGAAUCUCCUCUUUGCUGGACUGGAAAAUCUGCACUGUAAACUUGAGAAACUGGGACUGCGUGAUUGUAAACUUACAGACACAAGCUGUGCAGUGCUGGCCUCAGGUAUCAGCUCACUUUCCUCAAGUCUGAGAGAUCUGGACCUAUGUAACAAUGAACUGCAGAAUUCAGGAGUGAAGCUUCUCUCUGCUGGACUGGAGAAUCCAAACUGUAAACUGCAGAAACUAGGGCUGUAUGACUGCAGUAUUACAGAGGAAGGCUGUGCGUCCCUGGCUUCAGCUCUGAAAUCAAACCCUUCACACCUGAGAGAACUGAAUUUGAACUGCAAUAAACUAGGGCAGUCAGGAGUGAAGCUGCUGUAUGAUUUGCUGGAUGAUCCACACUAUAAACUGGAGAAAGUACAAGGCUUGAAGAGAGAGCCAAAAGGGAGAGAGACUGAACCCGCCAACACUGAAGCAGAAGAACCCAGGGUGAAAGGAAAUUGAUGGUGUCAACAACUAUUUGCUACUUUGCUCACUAGUUUAUGAGAAUCUGAUCACCAUACAGCAGGUCUAUUAUGAGUCUCACACACAAAGGAUUAUGAAGAGAGGAUGAAGUCUUUGUACAAAAUUCACACUUUCAGUACAUGGUACUGCAUGUUAAUGACGACUUGGGACCUUUUCGAAUCAAAUUUGUGCACUUGCAUCUACCAUUCAGUCAAACUCUUAAUGUUGCUGAAUGACCUUAUAUUGGUUAUGAAAGUGUGUGAAAAUCAGUGCUGGGCAUCGACUUUGAGUACAAGUGGAGAUUCAUAAACACUCCCUAAAGCUCCAUCCCUGGAAUCACUAAUGAGAGUGAAAACCCUUCUCCAUGUUCCUGGAAGCCACCACUCCUACACACCUACAGAAAACCAAGUCUUGUGAAGAUGUCAGUUGAAUGAACUAAAACACUAUUGUCUUGAUCAUCUCUAAUAGUUAUUGGUAUAAAGUGUCCCUGGGGUUAAGAGAUUCCUUUGAUAAUGUUCCCUUAUGGGUUAAAAGACAUUGCACACCUAGACUGGAAUUCAUCAGCACUACAUUCAUUAUUUCAUUGUCUGUUUAUGACCAUGAAAAUACCACCUGUGAUCUAUUAUUAUGACUUGGAUCAGUAUACAUUUAAUACUUUGCAAUUAUACAUUGCAUCUGACUUUGAUUAGUUUGAAUAUUUUUUUUAACUACAGAGAAAUAAUACAUUAUAUGCGUCUAUAUAUAGUCUGUCUAUGAUUGAAAGGUAACAGGGUUUUGUUUGUAAAACUUUUUGUAGCAGGUGUUACGUGUCGGGCCUGAACAAGGGGGGGGCUUUUCUGGCUGGUGUUAUUUUCUUUCUCUUUUCUAUUCUCUCUCACUUUCUUGCUUGCUUGCCAGUAUGUCCCCUCCCUCGUUUGUUCCCUAUCUCCAUUACAGGUUGUCUGCAGUGUCAGUCAUCGUUAGAGGACCCGUCCCCCACUGCGGCCAAUCAUCAUCCAGAAUUCAGGCCCUGGAGGAGGGACUUGGAUUUUAAAAGAAGACCGGCGAAGCUCGUGAGGAAGCUGGCGUUACCCCUGGAGUCUAAGCUGGUUCCAUGCUUUCCUUGCUGCUCCGCUGUUUUCACGGGACUGUGGUGUGUGUGUGUGUGUGUGUGUGUCGGGUAAUUGAAGUGGCCUAGUGCAAGUUUAAGUCCCUGGCACUGAUAGUCUGUUGGUUUUCCUUUAUUACAACUCUCACUCUCUCUCUCGCUGCUGCUGUGUUUUCCUGGGGUUCUGGACAGGGUAGAGGGGCGCGCUCAUACAUAUUACAUCACGUAGUGGCCCAAUGUAUAGACACCCUAGGUAAGGGGCAGGCGCCAACCCGUGUAUUUCGGUUUUGUGUUGGGGAGACUAGUGUAGUCAGUGUUUUGUUUUUCACUAGGUAACUGACGCAACGAACUAGGGUAGUUUUAUUUUUCGUUGGUUUUGAUUAUUUCUUUCCUUUGGCGCCAUCCGGGUCCAGAAGUCCAUUUAGUUUUUCUUUUGAUAGUUAUAAAUAUUGUAAAUAUUGUAAAUAUUGGUGGCUGUUGUUAUGAGGGGAGGGUCCCACUCGUCCCCGGUGCGGUGUGAAAUAAACAGCACAAAAGACGCUGAA